GGCUCGGACAUGGCGGCGGGCGGGCUGCCGGCCGAGCACAACCCCUUCUCCUUCCGCGAGUUCGUCCGCAGCAAGGCGCGGGGCGGCGGGGACGCGCCGCAGCCCGGCCCGAGCCUCGGCCUGCUGUUGCUGCCGGAUCCGGCACCGCCCGGCGAGGCGGGGGACGACGAGGAGGAGGAGGACGAAUGGAGCGGGAGCUACCAGCCGCUGGCCGUGGAGCAGGCCCACCUCGCCGCUGCGGGCCCCGCAUCGCCCUCCGCCGGCUCCUUCUGCGAGGAGCGGAGCGCGGCUUUCCUCGGAGUCCCCGCGGAGCCGGGCUCUCCUUCCCUGCGGCAGCCCAGUUACGAGGAGCUGAAGGAAGAGAAUGCCACUUUGAGAAGCAAGAUCAACAAGCUUCAGAUUUUCUCUGAAACUCAAGCAGACAAGGUCAGGAAGCUUGAAAAAAAGCUUGAGGAAAACAAAAUCAAAGAGGAAAAAGAAGCACAGGAUUUGGAAGCAAUGGUGCAGCAUGUGGAACAGAACCUCCAGCUGAUGACUAAACGGGCUGUUAAAGCGGAGAACAGUGCUACAAAACUGAAACAGGAGAACGCGUUACUGCAGGUUCAGCUCAAGAAUUACAAGUCGGAGAACGAAGCCUUGAGGUUGGGCCAGGCAGCGAGUCUGGCCACAGUGAGGCAGAACGCGGAUGCUGCCCUGCAGAACCUUCUCACUGUCAUAACCAACUCUCAGGCUUCCAUCAGGCAGCUGGUCUCUGGAGCAGAGUCACUGCAGCUUGUCGCCGAUCUCCUCACAUCUAUAGACAGGAUUUCGGAAGUGUCCCAAGAUGGACAGUGACUGGAACAGGACGGAAACCAUUCCCAAAAACUCUGGUUUUGAUACUUGGCCUCAUUGUGAUACACAGAGCUGUUGGUGCUGCUGCCACUGGAGUCCUAAAGCCCAAAUGGACAAGAGUAUGUGCCUCUGGGUUGGGGCUGCGGGUCCUGCUUCCCCUGCACCCCGACUUCCCGCUGGGACCUCACAGAGCACUCGGGUUUGGCUGGAACUCCCGCUGCCGUUCUGUCCCCAUCCGGACUGUUCCAUUGCCACGGAGGGAGAAGGGGUCGGGAGGGGUUCGUGC
Pezoporus flaviventris is the source of this 1117-nucleotide messenger RNA. RefSeq names its product endosome associated trafficking regulator 1 (gene ENTR1). The transcript has 7 exons. The record is from RefSeq and is a predicted model, not a curated record. Bases 10 to 834 code for a protein of 274 amino acids. Gene Ontology annotation, cellular component: centrosome; midbody; recycling endosome. Gene Ontology annotation, biological process: regulation of cytokinesis; positive regulation of cilium assembly; positive regulation of protein localization to cilium. NCBI's taxonomy places the organism in Eukaryota, Metazoa, Chordata, Aves, Psittaciformes, Psittacidae.